This is a messenger RNA of Knipowitschia caucasica, 2637 nucleotides long. The record is from the annotation of a GenBank genome assembly. NCBI's taxonomy places the organism in Eukaryota, Metazoa, Chordata, Actinopteri, Gobiiformes, Gobiidae.
AUGAGUGUUUUUGACUUAUUUCGAGGGUUUUUCGGGGUUCCUGGACAUCAUGGCAGAAGGGACCCCUUCUUUGAGGCCAUGACCCACGAUGACGACGAUGAUGAUGAUGAUGAGGAGGAUGGUUUUUUUUACGAUGGUUUCCGUGGGGACCAGCAGGACCCCUUUGACAGCGCCUGGAGGUUUGGCUUUAGCCUGGGUCCGGACGGGAUGAGGAUCCAGGAGCCUCCUGUGUUCGGACAUCUGCUGCAGGAGAUGGAGGAGAUGUUUGCACAGAUGAGCCGCUUUCAGGAGCACUCCGACCCCGGGCGUCACGGUGUUCCCAGGAUCACUCCUCUUCCUCCUCUUCCUCCUGCGGGACGUGGGGGCGGGGGGUCGAGUGGAAACCCUCUGAGAGAUUUCAUGCUCAAAAGUCCAGACGACCCUCCACCUGCUGCCCCCCGAGAAGACCCUGGCUCCGCCCACCAGCCCCCCUUUCAUGGAUGGACGCCUUUACCUAAAUUUGGAGACAUAUUGAGGUCCAAAGUUCCAGAACGCAAACAAGACGGAGAUCUGGAUUCUGCAGUGUCCGCUGGAGGCCUGGAACAAAUAAUCACGCCCCCUGCUGGUCAGGCUCCGCAACAGCCCAGGACACGCUCCUUCUUUAAGUCGGUCACCGUCAGUAAAGUGGUGAAACCGGACGGGUCUGUGGAAGAGCGGCGCACAGUGAGAGAUGGACAGGGGAACGAGGAGACCACCGUGACCCGCUCUGGUCCGGACCAUGGGGCACCAGCACCAGGUCUGCACCUCACUCUAACCCUCACACUAACCCUCACUCUAACCCUCACUCUAACCCUCACCCUCAACCUCACCCACACCCUCACCCACACCCUCACCCACACCCUCACCCACACACUAACCCACACCCUCACCCUCACCCUCACCCUCACCCUCACCCUCACCCACACCCUCACCCUCACCCACACCCUCACCCACACCCUCACCCACACCCUCACCCACACCCACACCCUCAUCCACACCCUCACCCACACCCUCACCCACACACUAACCCACACCCUCACCCUCACCCACACCCUCAUCCUCACCCACACCCUCACCCACACACUAACCCACACCCUCACCCACACCCUCAUCCACACCCUCACCCACACCCUCACCCACACCCACACCCUCAUCCUCACCCACACCCACACCCUCACCCACACCCUCAUCCUCACCCACACCCUCACCCACACACUAACCCACACCCUCACCCUCACCCUCACCCACACCCUCAUCCACACCCUCACCCACACCCUCACCCACACACUAACCCACACCCUCACCCACACCCUCACCCUCACCCACACCCUCAUCCUCACCCACACCCUCACCCACACACUAACCCACACCCUCACCCACACCCUCAUCCACACCCUCACCCUCACCCACACCCUCAUCCACACCCACACACUAAAGCCUGGUUCACACGAGACGAUUUUAAAAUUGCUUUACCCACACCCUCACUCUAACCCUCACCCACACCCUCACCCUCACUCUAACCCUCACCCUCACCCUCACCCACACCCUCACCCUCACCCUCACCCACACCCUCACCCACACCCUCACCCUCACCCUCACCCACACCCUCACCCACACCCUCACCCUCACCCACACCCUCACCCACACCCUCACCCACACCCACACCCUCACCCACACCCUCACCCUCACCCUCACCCUCACCCACACCCACACCCUCACCCACACCCUCACCCUCACCCACACCCUCACUCUAACCCUCACCCUCACCCACACCCUCACUCUAACCCUCACCCUCACCCACACCCUCACCCUCACCCUCACCCACACCCUCACCCACACCCACACCCUCACCCUCACCCACACCCUCACCCUCACCCACAUCCACACCCUCACUCUAACCCUCACCCACACCCACACCCUCACCCACACCCUCACCCUCACCCUCACCCACACCCACACCCUCACUCUAACCCUCACCCCCUCACCCUCACCCUCACCCACACCCACACCCUCACGCUAACCCACACCCUCACCCACACCCUCACCCUCACCCUCACCCACACCCACACCCUCACCCUCACCCUCACCCACACCCUCACCCACACCCUCACCCUCACCCACACCCACACCCUCACCCUCACCCUCACCCACACCCUCACCCACACCCUCACUCUAACCCUCACCCACACCCUCACCCUCACCCUCACCCACACCCUCACCCACACCCUCACCCACACCCUCACCCUCACUCUAACCCUCACCCUCACCCACACCCUCACCCACACCCUCACCCACACCCUCACCCACACCCUCACUCUAACCCUCACCCUCACCCACACCCUCACCCACACCCUCACCCUCACCCACACCCUCACCCUCACCCACACCCACACCCACACCCUCACCCUCACCUCACCCACACCCUCACCCUCACCCACACCCUCACCCUCACCCUCACCCACACCUCACCCUCACCCACACCCUCACCCUCACCCACACCCUCACCCACACCCUCACCCACACCCCUACCCUCACCCUCAUCCACACCCUCACCUACUAACCCACACCCUCAACCUAACCCACACACUAACCCAACCCACACCCUCACCCUCAACCUAA